AUGGCGUCGUUGAUGCCUUUGGGAGGUGACUACUACGACCCCUUCUCCUGGGACGUCUGGGACCCCUUCGACAUUGGCUUCGGGCGGGAGCGCAACGCUGGCCGCCGCGGGCGGCGGCGGGGAGUGAGCAGCGGCGCCGUCACCGUCGACUGGCGAGAGACCCCUGAUACCCACAUCUUCCGCGUCGACGUCCCGGGUAAGUGCCGGCUCCUGUGGACGUCGCGACGACCUUGGGCUGUUUUCUGAUCUCUCUGCGACGGCAGGCCUGAAGAGGGAGGAGGUGAAGGUCCAAGUGGAGGACGGGAAGGUCCUCGACCUCCGCGGUGAGCGUUCCGGCAAGGAGGAAGAGGAGUCUCCGGCCGGGGGAACAUGGCACCGGCGGGAGCGGCUUGGAUUGGGGAGCUUCCACCGGCGCUUCCGCCUGCCGGAGAACGCCGACAUGGACGCCCUUCAAUGCUCGCUGGACAGCGGCGUGCUCACCCUGAAGGUGCCCAAGAAGGAGAAGGCCGCCGCCAGCCAGCCAAGAGUCCGCCCCGUCGAAAUUUCUUGA
Messenger RNA from Spirodela intermedia, 550 nucleotides. The record is from the annotation of a GenBank genome assembly. NCBI's taxonomy places the organism in Eukaryota, Viridiplantae, Streptophyta, Magnoliopsida, Alismatales, Araceae.